Messenger RNA from Microcebus murinus (gray mouse lemur), 1893 nucleotides. RefSeq names its product proteasome 26S subunit, non-ATPase 14 (gene PSMD14). Gene Ontology annotation, molecular function: metallopeptidase activity; protein binding. The record is from RefSeq and is a predicted model, not a curated record. NCBI's taxonomy places the organism in Eukaryota, Metazoa, Chordata, Mammalia, Primates, Cheirogaleidae.
CUUUUAGUUUUUGAGGAGGGUCACAAUGGCGACGAACACCAAAACGAAAGGGGUCUGGGCUCUGCAAUACUAACAGUUCCAUUUCCUAGCCCGUCACCUCGCGGGCUCGAUGUGCCGCCGUCCCAGAUCUCCAGGGCUGCAGGGGAGCACCGAGGUGGGGAGAGAAAAAGUGGGAUGUCCGAGGGGCAAGGGCGGCCCGGGCGCCGACUUCCGCCUCGCCCUCCAGCCGCGCCGUCUGUUCCGUGCUCUCCUCUCGGGACACCCGCCCGACUCCGGAGUCGUCUCCAAUUGGCCGUCGGGGGAACGGAAGCCGAAGUAGAGCAGUGAACCCGGAAGUGCUUCGCGGCGGAGGCCCGGGCGACUCUUUUGAAUGGAAUCGGGCUGAUUCAUCGCCGGUUCGCGGAGCCAGAGCCGGGUCGAGUCUCAGCCGCCUCCGCCUCCGCGUUCGUGUUCGCGUCAGCGUAGUGGCAACCAUAGGGGUCCAGGCCGGGGCAUCCUGUCCUUGUCUGCUUUCAGGAGAGAAAGAGGAAAAAAAAUACCUCGGAAAAUUAUACCUGCCAGAAUUAGCAAGAGCUUGUGCUAAGAAGAAAUUUGUCAAACUCAACAAAUUGAAGCUUAAGAGUUAUAAUUACUGAUCAGAAAUAUGGACAGACUUCUUAGACUUGGAGGAGGUAUGCCUGGACUGGGCCAGGGGCCACCUACAGAUGCUCCUGCAGUGGACACAGCAGAACAAGUCUACAUCUCUUCCCUGGCACUGUUAAAAAUGUUAAAACAUGGCCGUGCUGGAGUUCCAAUGGAAGUUAUGGGUCUGAUGCUUGGAGAAUUUGUUGAUGAUUACACGGUCAGAGUGAUUGAUGUGUUUGCUAUGCCACAGUCAGGAACAGGUGUCAGUGUGGAGGCAGUUGAUCCAGUGUUCCAAGCCAAAAUGUUAGAUAUGUUGAAGCAGACAGGAAGGCCUGAGAUGGUUGUUGGUUGGUAUCACAGUCACCCUGGCUUUGGUUGUUGGCUUUCUGGUGUGGAUAUCAACACUCAGCAGAGCUUUGAAGCCUUGUCGGAGAGAGCUGUGGCAGUGGUUGUGGAUCCCAUUCAGAGUGUAAAAGGAAAGGUUGUUAUUGAUGCCUUCAGAUUGAUCAAUGCUAAUAUGAUGGUCUUAGGACAUGAACCAAGACAAACAACUUCAAAUCUGGGUCACUUAAACAAGCCAUCUAUUCAGGCAUUAAUUCAUGGACUAAACAGACAUUAUUACUCCAUUACUAUUAACUAUCGGAAAAAUGAACUGGAACAGAAGAUGUUGCUAAAUUUGCACAAGAAGAGUUGGAUGGAAGGUUUGACACUUCAGGACUACAGUGAACAUUGUAAACACAAUGAAUCAGUGGUAAAAGAGAUGUUGGAAUUAGCCAAGAAUUAUAAUAAGGCUGUAGAAGAGGAAGAUAAGAUGACACCUGAACAGCUGGCAAUAAAGAAUGUUGGCAAGCAGGACCCCAAACGUCACUUGGAGGAACAUGUGGAUGUACUUAUGACUUCAAACAUUGUCCAGUGUUUAGCAGCUAUGUUGGAUACUGUCGUAUUUAAAUAAAGCAACGCAAAAAGCUAUUAGUGAUACUUUCAGUGUAUAUUCCUCUGUUGUUCCUAAUGCUCAAAAUCAAGGGACCUCUGAAGGUGUAUUUGGUUAAAUGUAAGACAUCUGGCAUCAUUUGCAGCACUGUAACACCUUCAGUCUCAGUUGUGCAAUUAUUUCUGUUUCUUUAGUCAGGGUCUUUGCAGAUUCCAAAGUUGUACAAGAAUACAUCAAAGUGGACAAAUUUUGUUAAGAUCCCAUUUAAUAUUUGAAAAAAUCAGUAGCACAAAUAUAUUUUGAUUGUUGCUUACAAAAUAAAAUACAUUUACAAUCUA